Nicrophorus vespilloides is the source of this 1128-nucleotide messenger RNA. Its product is annotated as tryptase beta-2-like. Gene Ontology annotation, biological process: proteolysis. The transcript is spliced from 2 exons. Bases 24 to 1055 code for a protein of 343 amino acids. NCBI's taxonomy places the organism in Eukaryota, Metazoa, Arthropoda, Insecta, Coleoptera, Silphidae. Gene Ontology annotation, molecular function: serine-type endopeptidase activity. The record is from RefSeq and is a predicted model, not a curated record.
UUUGUUGUUGAUUGUAGGUAAACAUGUGGUUUUUAACGAUAUUAGUUUUGUCGCUUCCGAAGGUGCAGUCUUCUGGUAAUAAUUCUUCGUCAUGUGUGUGUAUGCCUCAACAGUUGUGCUCGGCUUUCCAUCGGAACGGACUAGUGGACAUAAGAUUUGAUCAAGGCACUUGCACGAACCACUAUGAAGUUUGCUGCGAGAAGCCCGAAUCUCUGAAGACAAGAAAAUGCGGUCUGCAGAAGGGCGCAAUGGGAUACAGGAUCACGGGGAGCGGGAACGUUCCGUACUUUGGAGAGCUGCCCUGGUCGACAGUCCUUUUCGAGAAGAAGGACACCGAAAGGAUCGUGUACAAAUGCGGCGGUUCUCUAAUCCAUCAUCGAGCCGUAAUAACGGCGGCGCAUUGUGUUGAUUCCGUAACAGAUGGACAACAGUGGACAAUACGCGUUGGUGAGUGGAACAUGAAGAGCAGGGAUGAGCUGUUGCCGCACCAAGAUAGAUCGGUGAGUGAGAUCGUGAUCCACGAGCAUUAUCGUCGGAGCUCCUUAAGAAACGAUAUAGCUUUGUUAAUCCUCGAUCAUCCCGUCGAGAUCACCGAGAACGUGGGUUUUAUCUGUUUACCGCCACCCGCUGCGCCACCUCUCACCACCAACGAUGUCAGGUGCAUCGCGAGCGGCUGGGGCACCGACGCUUUCCAGAUGGGAAAACAUUCAUCAAUCCUGAAGAAGGUCGAACUGCCGAUAGUGCCGCGCGAUGUGUGUUUGAGAUCUUUACGCAGCACGAGAUUGGGGAAGCUCUAUCAUCUUCACAGGAGUUUCAUAUGCGCGGGUGGCGAACACAACCAGGAUGCGUGCACCGGUGAUGGGGGCAGUCCUCUUGUCUGUCCCAUUCCCGGCCAACCGGGACGUUUCCAGCAAGUCGGAAUCGUUUCGUGGGGCAUCGGAUGCGGUGCAAACAACACACCAGGUGUGUACACUAACGUCGCACUUUAUGGGGAUUGGGUUGAUACACAUUUGGCUUCCAGAAGUUUCGAUACGAGCUUAUACAAGUACCACUAAUAGAUACAACAAAACUUCCUAAUUAUAAACAUUAUAAAUCAUAGUUUCUUUUUAUUUUGUUGCUAAACAAUGA